Molecule: messenger RNA, 5393 nt
Organism: Gasterosteus aculeatus aculeatus (three-spined stickleback)
Lineage: Eukaryota; Metazoa; Chordata; Actinopteri; Perciformes; Gasterosteidae
Source: RefSeq, a predicted model, not a curated record
AAAUAACGGUUCGAAAGAAAGAUGUAUAGUCUGAUACUAGAGAAGAAAAAAGCAUUACGACAUUUCCAGACGGGAUCUGUCGGAUCUGGAUUGACUCUCGACAAUCGUUCACAAAGCUCUUACGUUCCUCGUGACAAAUGCAUGGAUAACGUCUUCAGCUGGGACACUUCUCAAACUGACACUAGCAAUGAAGAUUACCUUCACAGCCCUGGUGCUCCUCUUCCAGACGUUACCAUGUUUGGCAUCGGAUGAUUCACCAUUUCAACUCACCAACAAGGACACUGGUUUUUGUUUGGUUAAAAUAAACAACAAGUGCAACGAGAUACGCUGGACAACCGAUGACCGACUUCUGGUUCCACUGAGGAAAAAGUGCCUCGGCGUGCAGGGCAAAAGUGUGGGAAGUGAAAUAAACCUCUACGAAUGUGACGAAAAGAGCGACCUCCAAAAGUGGCAAUGCAGGAAUGGAACGUUGCUCACCCUCAAGGACCAGGAGCUUUACGUCGAGCUCACUGCGGACACCACGGCAGUUCUCUCCAAGACUGUCGGGCCCAACAACCACCUCACCAUUUCAGGGACGUCCAGCGGCGCUUGUGCGAGAACAUACAGAGAGCUCUUUGCAAUCGGCGGAAAUGCUGCUGGACUGCCGUGCAUGUUUCCCUUCCAGUACCAGGACCAGUGGUACACGGACUGCACCGCGGUCGACUCUUCAGAAAAGAGCCUGUGGUGUGCGGUCGAAACCAAAUACCAAAGUGAACGCUGGGGUAACUGCCCGAGCACUUCCAAAGAAGGCUGGACUAUCCACCCAACAACAGGAGCGUACUACCAGCUCAACACCCAGUCGGCCCUGAUGUGGUCACAGGCCGAGGCCAGCUGCAAACAGCAGGGUGCCUCCCUGCUCAGUAUCACCGACCCUCACCAGCAGGCUUACGUCACAGCACUACUAGGUAGAAGUGGCAAUAAGCUGUGGACUGGGCUGAUCCUGGAUCCAGAACAUGGCUGGAUGUGGUCCAAUGGGAGGCCUUUCCGCUACCUGAAAUGGGACUCUGGACAUCCACUUCCUAAUCCGGGACACAGCUGUGGAAUAGUCGAUCCUGCUGUCCAGUACUCCUGGCAAAGUUUGCCUUGCAGCAAGAAACUUGGGUACAUCUGCUACAGUAAAGCGGCCGAAACACUGCCUGCACAAGCAGGUAUGACAGGAUUUUGUUCCAGACCUUGGAUUUCCUACAAUGACCACUGCUUCCACCUCAAUCGCACUCAGCAAACAUGGUCCGAUGCUCAGAAGGAGUGUCACAAUGAAAGAGGGGAGCUGGUCAGCAUCCGCAAUGUGGAGGAUCAAAGCUUUGUCAUUUCUCAGCUUGGAUAUGAAUCCACUGAUGAGCUUUGGAUUGGACUUAAUGACAGAAAGACAGAGGGGCUGUUUGACUGGAGUGACCACUCGACCGUCAGUUUCACCAGCUGGGAAUUUGGAAACCCAGCGGCCUCCAGUGACAUAAAUGACUGUGUUCUCAUCAGGGGACAGAAUGGGAACUGGGCGGACCGUGUGUGUGAGGAGAAACACGGCUCCAUCUGCAUGAAGAUGAGUUCUUCAAAACCCACUGGAGAUGAAGCGCAGCAGGAUGCCGGCUGCAAAACUGGGUGGAUCAGACAUGGAUCCUACUGCUACUUUAUUGGAAUGCAGACCAAAACCUUUGAUGAAGCCAAGGAUGUCUGCAAAAGUUCAGAUUCUUACUUAGCUGAUGUCUCAAAUAGGGUGGACAAUGCCUUCCUUGUCAGCCAGGUGGGGUUGAGACCAGAGAAAUACUUCUGGUUAGGACUCUCAAAUCGGGAAAACAUCGAUCAGUUUGUGUGGACCAACAGAGGUUCAGUGACGUUUACUCACUGGAACGCUGAAAUGCCCGGUCACAGCCAGGGAUGUGUUGCCAUGACAACUGGUUAUUUUGCCGGCCUCUGGGAUGUGCUUCCCUGCACCAAUAAGCAGAAAUACAUCUGCAAACACCUGGCGGAGGGGGCCGUCUUAACUCCCGCACCACCCAGUGUUGUUUCUCCCUUGUGUGCAGACAACUGGAAUCGAAUUGGAUUAAGAAACUAUUGUUAUAAGUUGUUUGAAUCCUCAAAAAAGACCUGGUUUGAGGCCAGAGAUUACUGCCGGGCCAUCGGAGGAGACCUGCUUAGCAUCCACAGCGCUGACGAGAAUCAAAUACUCGGCUCCGCAGUGGCCUGGAUUGGGCUGAGCGCCCCCGACUCGGUCACCGGUUACGUGUGGAGCGACGGGUCCCCUCUGCAGUUCCAACACUGGGAAGCUGACGAGCCAAACAACAAAAACAAUGUGGAAUCUUGCGCUACAAUGCGGACAGAUAAGCGGAGAGAAAGCGGGUCUUGGAACGACGUACACUGUGAAACGUACCUCGAGUGGCUGUGCCAGAUACGUGCAGGAGUCACUCCAAGUCCGCCUCCAGACCCAGUCACUCCUGACUACAACGAGACGGGUGAUGGGUGGCUCGAGUGGAAUGGGGCUCAAUAUUUUUUAAACAGACAAACGAUGGCCGUGGAAGACGCUCGGAGCUUUUGCCAACGUAACCACGCCGACUUGGUGACCAUCGACAGUGAAGCUGAAAGUGUUUUUUUGUGGAAACGGUUGUCCGAAAGCUCAAGGUCUUACUGGAUUGGCUUGAACGUGGAUCUUGAUAAAACAUACAGUUGGAUGGAUGGUUCUUCAGUGGUGUUCCAAAGGUGGGAUGAAGAUCAACCUCGUUUCCAACGCAAUGAUGAGAAUUGCGCUGUCAUAACCCCAAGUAUGGGCUUCUGGCACGUUUAUAACUGUGGAUAUGAGCACAGGUCCAUCUGUAAACGCAAUAGCGCGCCACCCGCCAACGCCACCGUUGCACCAACAGUUCCUCCAAAAGGUGGCUGUCCACAAAACUGGAAACAGUUUGAAUCAAAGUGUUACAUCAUCGUUAAUAACCAGAAAGAGACGUGGCCUGGAGCAAAGGCACAAUGCCAAGCAAUCAGAGGAAAUCUGGCUUCAAUCCUGUCAAGACAAGUCCAAGUGUUCCUGACUGCUCAAUUGGCUGAGGCCCCUGCAACGGGCCUCUGGAUCGGCAUGUACAAUGUACGUGGCGGUUCAGAUCUCUGGACGGACGGCCGACCAAAACGAUACAACAAUUGGGGAAAUGAUAUGACUCCUUCUCUGCAGCGGCGGAUCCUCCACGAACUGAUGAAUUACAGACAUAUGCAUUCUUUUCGCUCGAGGCAUUUCCACGACAUGGAUCUUUUCAGACAUCAUUGGCGCUCUACCUUGCGCACUGACAAAGAAUGUGCUGUAAUGACCACUGAUCUCACCAGUGGUAUUGGGAAAUGGAUAAGAAAGUCCUGCAAUGACACCAACGGAUAUGUCUGUCUGCGAAACGUUGAUCCUUCUCUCCCAGACUCCUCUCAACCAACACCAGUGGACUACGUCAACGUUUUUAAUGACUCUUUCAAGCUCGUUCCACAAAAAAUGACCUGGGAUGCUGCCAAAAAGAACUGCGAAAGGGACGGAGCCCAACUGGCCAACCCGCGGAACCAGUGGUCACAGAACUUUGUUGAGUUGCUGGCUUUGCAGGUCAAAGGUGCCGUGUGGAUUGGAAUGAACAAAUUGGAGACCGGCGGAUAUUUCCGAUUUAUUGGAGGCUGGCGCAUCACCGAAACCUAUUGGGGAAGAAUGGAACCAAGCCCACACCUCCCUUGUGUGUACGUGGCUGAAGACGGGAAAUGGACCACUGCCGAGUGCAAUCGAACCGAGUACAGUAUCUGCAUGAAGACCGAAGAUGUGGCACCAACAGAGUCAAGUGAUUUUCCGGGCUUUUGCCCCGAGAACCCAGAAACACCAAGAUAUACACAGAGGGGUGACGGCUGGAUUCCAUUUAAGGGUUAUUGUUACCUCACUUGUACAGAUGAAAUUGAGUGGCCAGAUGCAUCUGCUAACUGUAUGAAACAUGGUGGAAAACUGGCCAGCAUUGAAGAUCCUUCUGAGCAAGAAUUUAUCCAAAACAGUAUUAAACAAUUUCAAGACAGCCACACGUCGUUCUGGAUCGGCCUGUAUAGAACCCACGCAGGCAUUUGGCGGUGGUUGGAUCAAGCUGCCGUGGACUACACCAACUGGUAUGAAGGAGUCGAAAUGAGGAACAGUUAUGGAUCGAUUCGAGCUUCGGAUGGCGGAUGGACGACAGGGAGCGGCUAUCACGACAGAGGGUACAUUUGCAAAACACCUAAAGCACUCCGGCAGGCGCCACAGACAACCGCAAAUCCUACGGCGAAUCCUCAAGGCCGCGGCCGCAACGUCCUGGCCCUGGCGCUGGUCCUCACCGGGGUCGCCGUGGGAACAGUCGUCGCCUUGGUCCUCUUCAAGAAGUCCGGGCGGCGCUCAGCGGUCCCUGAAAGGUUGUCCACCUUUGACAACCCGCUCUUCUUCAACAACGAGCGGGUCCAGGCUGAUUCGGGGGACACCAGUAAACUGGUGGCCGAUGCAGAGGAGGAGAACCUCGGUCCAGCUGCGGCCGUCUGACGAGAACGCUGCCAGAUGCUGUUUGAUGGGAUUCAGUGAAGCUUUACUUAAAUAAUUCAUGUUUGCAUUCACUUUUUAGUCCGCAGCUUCUCAGACAAAACUGUUGCGCUUUUGUUUAAUCCUUUUACAUGUAUCUGCUGGUUACUGAUCACCCCUCAAGGUUUAACAUGUUGCAUAAACAUUGAACCUUGAUUAAACUGUUUAAUGUACUAUAUAAUCACGUUUAACCGACCAAGAGGCUUCUAGUGAAUGGUGAUGUUAAUGUUUAGACACAGUUAUUGUUAUUAUCCUUCUUUAAUGUCCAGAACCAGCAGGAGCAGCUGGAAACAAAACACAGACAUAAUAUCAUCACCACAUAAAGUUGCAAAGGAGAGAGUGUCUUAGUUAUUCUUUGACGUUGUUUUUCUGGUCCGACGGCAAGUCCGACAUCCACUCGCCUUUUGGCUCUUUUGUGGAAAUGAAAAUAUGUAAUUUUUGGGCUUUCUCAAUAACCCAACUUUACUUCCUUCCACAACCCCAAACAACACCAAGAAAGUUUGGUGUAAAUCUUUAGGAUGAAGAUGUUUCUAAAUUAAGACCAUGAGUAUACUUGUUUUGUAUACAGUGGACAAAACUGUUGGCCAUAAGAAUAAAUUUAGCAGCUACGAGGUCAAAAGAGCCACAAAACCCUGCGUCACUGUAACGUUUGUAUUUUCAGCAUUAACAUCAUUGAGUACGCCUGCUUACUGCAGCAGUGUAGAUUUAGCCAAAUAUUACAUGCCAACAGUCAUAGAAUGUAACUACUAUGCGUGAGUAUUUUCAUUGUCUGACGUAGGUGUUGAUGCCUUGUAAUACAAUUGAAAUGAACGCA